UUCUACAGAGGUGUACUGUUUCUUUACCAGAAGGUUGCCUCUUCUUUUCCCACGGCUGGAGCCCCCCACCACCUCUUCCCCACCUUCCACACGCCCAUCCCCAUCGACAUGCGGCACCACGAGGGACGCUACCUCUACGAGCCCCACGCGCUGCACGCCAUGCACGGCCCUGCAGGUUUGGCCGGCAGCCCCGUGAUCUCCGACAUCUCCCUGAUCCGCCUCUCGCCCGCCGCCGUGGCAACGGGCGACUCCCCCUUCAGCCCGCCUCACCCGUACGUGCACCCCCACAUGGAGCACUACCUGCGCUCCGUGCACGGCAGCCCCACCCUGUCCAUGAUCUCCGCGGCCAGAGGACUCAGCCCAGCCGACCUGGCCCACGAGCAUCUCAAAGAGCGCGGCCUCUUCGGCCUCCCUCCUCCUCCUCCCGGGGCGAGCCCGGCCGAGUAUUACCAGCUGAUGGCGAGCCACCGGAGCCCCUACGGCGAGCUGGUCCUGCAGGGGGCCGGGGGCCACCUGCAGGACUACAUCUCCCCCAUCGACGGGUGCCGGUUCUCGGGCCCCCGCCUGGCCCCCCGGCUGAGCAGGAAGCGCGCCCUGUCCGUGUCUCCGCUGUCGGACGCCAGCAUCGACCUGCAGACGAUGAUCCGCACGUCUCCGAGCUCGCUGGUCGCCUACAUCAACAGCUCGCGCUCCGGCUCGGCCGCCAGCAGCUCCUACGGACACCUGUCGGUGGGCGGGCUCAGCCCUUCCUUCCCCUUCCCUCACCCCAUCAACCCGAUGGCCUACCAGCAGCUUCUCUCCCAGCAGCGUGGCCUCAGCGCCUUCGGCCACGCCCCGCCCCUCAUCCAGGCUCCGCCCACUUUCUCCGGCCUCGGCCCGCCCUCCUUGAUCCACAACGGAGACCUGCAGUCCAAAAGUCACGGCGGAGACUCGGCAGUCAGCGGCACCGUCGACCCCGGGGUCACCAAGAGGUCAAAGGUCAAGACGGAAGCCGAGGGACUGAGGACGCUGUCUCCCUGUUCACCGGUCCUCCACGGCAGCCUGCUGGACCCGAAGGACGACGUGGACCGGGACCGGGACGAGUGCAAGCAGGAGCCCGAGGCCGUCUACGAGACCGACUGCCACUGGGACGGCUGCAGACGAGAGUACGACACGCAGGAGCAGCUGGUGCACCACAUCAAUAAUGACCACAUCCACGGAGAGAAGAAGGAGUUUGUGUGCCGCUGGGAGGACUGUUCCCGGGAGCAGAAGCCCUUCAAAGCUCAGUACAUGCUGGUGGUUCACAUGCGCCGACACACGGGGGAGAAACCACACAAGUGCACGUUCGAGGGCUGCUCGAAGGCCUACUCCCGUCUGGAGAACCUCAAAACUCAUCUGCGCUCGCACACCGGAGAGAAACCGUACGUCUGUGAUUACGAAGGAUGCAACAAGGCCUUCUCCAACGCCUCGGACCGAGCCAAGCACCAGAACCGGACCCACUCCAACGAGAAACCCUACGUAUGCAAGAUCCCCGGUUGCACCAAGCGCUACACGGACCCCAGCUCCCUCAGGAAGCACGUGAAGACGGUCCACGGCCCGGAGGCCCACGUCACCAAGAGGCAGCGCGGCGACCUGCCGCAGAGGCCGCCGAGGGAGAACGGCGAGAACGAGGCGGGGAACCGAGACCGGAUCCACACAGGGGACAAGAUGGUGGACAAAAGCUCCCCCAGAGGUGCAGAGGACUACCUGCACGUCAAAUCCAUCAAGACGGAGACCUCUGUGAUGUAUCAGUCCAGCCCUGACGGUCAGUCAUCAUGUAGCAGCGAACCAUCACCACUUGGCAGUGCCACCAACAAUGACAGUGGAGUAGAGAUGGCGGCGCACAGCUGGGGAAGCCUGGGGGACCUCAGCGUCCUGGACGACCCGCCCUUCGCGGAGUCCUUGGGAUGGGACGAAUCCACCGGCGGGGGAGCGGUGAUAGGACUCCACUUCCGAAAGCAGUUCGGCACCAUCCGUCACCUGGAGCAUCUGAAGAAGGAGAAGCUGAACACGGUGAGGGACUCGUGCCUGUGGGCCGGCAACCCGACAGCCCCGGUCCUCGGUACCAAGCUCCCACCCAUACCGGCUAACGGGUCCCUCCUCGAGAGUAUGGGUGGUGGUCCGGGGUCCUUCCCUUGUUCCGGCUUUGGUGAUCUGAGCUCCGGUAAAACGACUCUGCUGGAAACCCUUUCAGAGCGUCGCAACAGCAACUCCAGCACCCUGAGCUCAGUUUACACCCUCAGCCGCCGCUCCUCCGGCAUCUCCCCUUGCUACUCUAGUCGGCGCUCGAGCCAGGCCUCGCAGUUCGGCGCCAACCGCCCCAGCACCCUCAGCUCUGCCGACUCCUACGACCCCAUCUCUGCCGACAUGUCCCGGCGCUCCAGUCAGGCCAGCCAGUGCGGUGGAGGAGCGGGAUGGUACGAAGGAGGGGGCUUACCCGGCCCUCUCAGCCUGACCCCAGCCCAGCACUACCGCCUCAAGGCCAAAUAUGCCGCCGCCACCGGAGGUGCACCACCUACGCCUCUUCCAUACAUGGACCCAAUGUGUUUGAAGACCCACACAGCACUGUGCGGGGACUCCCAGAAGUACUCCAACUCCAGGCAGUACAGCAGCUACACCACGCGGAGCCUGAUGCCCCAUGAGGUCCCGUCUAACAUCGCCCGCCGAGCAAGUGACCCUGUGAGACCCUCGGCCAUUGAUUUCUCCAGCCAGCCACAAAUGCAGCGCUACAACAGCAUGGACACGCUGAGUGGCGGGGUGACCAUGCUGCCCCAUAUAUCCCAGCAAGGCUGCCUGCGACCGGAUGUGAGCCCCCACCGCUGUCCUUUCGCCCAGCGACCGCCCAGCAUCUCGGAGAACGUCUCCAUGGGGAUGAUAACUGGUGACAUUCCUGAAGAAGACCUAAUGCUGCCCGACGAGAGAGACACAACCAGCAGAGUGUCAACAAAUCAACAAGUUAUCCAUCAUCAGUCGUACCAUCAGAGAAGAAUGGCCGCCGUGAAUCUGCCCAAUCAGUUCUUGGCCACUUCCCCGAGGGACAGUAAAGCAAACUCAGCAGCUCAGUGGAACGAUGCCGGCCGGCACUACUCCAAACUCCAGGUCCGAGGGAACCUGGCUGUUAAGAACGGUAACGCCACGUAUCCCCCGUGUAGCAACCCUCACGCCCCCACAUGCAAACAGGAGCCCAUUGACAUGGACACUGCGGACCUGCACUUUGCUGGAUUUCAGCCCGUGCAAGUUAAAAUGGAACCCUGUGACGGGUCAAUCGGGAUUUCGGAUCAGCAGACUUGCAACCUGAAUCCCUCGCAAACGGGGAAUCAGUGCCACUUCCCGCCGACGCCGCCAACAGAACCUAAAUCUCUAAACAGGCACCUUUCAGGACCAACGGGUCUGCAGCAAACAAGACACCUCAGUAACGUUGCUUCCAAACUACCUGGUGGAGUUUUUGCCGACGACAACGUGGUGUACUACACGGGUCAGAUUCAAGUGUUUGAGCCCAACGGGAACUUGGACCCCCGCGUUCCUCUCGUGGUGAAUGUACCUCCUUCAGAACACAGCCAGCCGUCCAGGACCGCAGAUCCUGACACGGAGCUGGAGCAGGCGCAGGCGCAGAUAGACUUUGACAGCAUGCUGGACGACGGGGAUCGCUCCAGCCUCGUGUCAGGGACCCUGAGUCCCGGUCUGCUCCAGUGCUCGUCCCGGAGUUCCUCUCGCCUGACAACGCCCAGGAACUCUGCCACGCUGCCCUCUGCGCCGGCGGGGACGGGCAACAUGGCCAUCGGCGACAUGAGCUCGUUGCUGACGGCUCUGGCGGAAGAGAGCAAGUUCCUCAACUCCAUGUCGUAG
Cyclopterus lumpus (lumpfish) is the source of this 3864-nucleotide messenger RNA. Its product is annotated as zinc finger protein GLI2-like. The transcript is spliced from 13 exons. NCBI's taxonomy places the organism in Eukaryota, Metazoa, Chordata, Actinopteri, Perciformes, Cyclopteridae. Gene Ontology annotation, cellular component: nucleus. Gene Ontology annotation, molecular function: DNA-binding transcription factor activity, RNA polymerase II-specific; RNA polymerase II cis-regulatory region sequence-specific DNA binding. Bases 109 to 3864 code for a protein of 1251 amino acids. The record is from RefSeq and is a predicted model, not a curated record. Gene Ontology annotation, biological process: smoothened signaling pathway; regulation of transcription by RNA polymerase II.